ACAUUGUAACAAGAAAGCAAGUAAAACCACCAGCUUCAUAUCGUUUAAUUGUGAGAGCCAUGGAAGAGGAAGGGCUAAAGCUGAUUCUGUCAAGUGAUGAAGAAGAAGAAGAAACAGCGAGCACAAAACUUGAGCUCACAGUAGAUGAAGUAAUAGAAGGGUAUGUGGGGUCCUUGGGGAUCUCUCAAGUGCUGCAUGUAUUCUUAGUGUCACUGGCAUGGAUAUUUGAUGCCCAGAGUACACUGGUCGCCAUAUUCAGUGAUGCACAGCCACCUGCUUGGAGGUGCAAAGCUCCUGGUCUGUGCCUCAACAACAGUAAUAGUUCCAGCAACAGCACUGGUGGUUCUGUUUGUGAAUUGGUGCCAGGAACUUGGGAAUGGAUUAAUGGCCACACAAGUUCUACCUUAGCUGAGUGGGGUCUCAUAUGUGACCGCAAGUUUCUUGCUGCAAUUCCGUCUUCCUUCUUCUUUCUUGGUUCUCUCAUUGGGUCUGCUGUGUUUGGUCGCUUAGCUGACUCCUGGCUGGGGAGAAAAAGAACAGUGCUGGUUUCCUGCAUCUUAACCUCCAUAACAGCCUUUGCUACAUCUCUCUCCCCAAAUGUCUGGGUUUAUGCCGUCCUACGCUUUGCAAUGGGCUUUGCCAGAUCUGGAAUUGGCAUUUGCUGCCUCGUCCUCUCCACAGAAUCAGUAGGGCGCGAAUGGCGUGGUCAAGUGGGCCAAUAUGGCUUCUUCUUCUUCACAAUCGGUUUUCUUUCCCUCCCUCUUCUGGCUUACCCAACCAGAACUAGCUGGAGAAACUUAUACAGAAUCUUUUCCCUUCUCCCUCUUGCAUACGUUAUCCUAUGCCUCCCUUUUGUCUCGGAGUCACCACGUUGGCUUCUUGUCAGAGGAAGAGCCAAAGAAGCACUUGCAGUGCUAGAUAGAUAUGCUAGACUCAAUGGGAAGAAAAAGCUCCCUGACACACUCCGCCUGGCAAACCCUUCAGGAUCCAAACAGGGCACCACCAGUGAAAAUGAAACAAACCCAGAAAACAACAAAGAGAGCCUUUGGACUACAAAAUGGGCUGCAAAAAGAAUGGCUAUUGUUAUGUUAUCUGGGUUUGGAGUUGGGUUUGUUUACUAUGGGAUUCAACUGAAUGUUGAAAAUUUGAACUUCAAUCUUUACAUCUCAGUUUCGCUCAAUGCAUUAAUGGAAAUCCCUGCGGUUUUAAUUAGCAGCUUCCUCUUAGGCUUCACCAACAGACGCUUACUGUUCUCUGUGUCCACUUACAUGGCUGGGAUUUCUUCCAUCUUUUGCACUUUUCUCUCAGGAAAAGUAUCAAACAGUUUGAAGGAACAAAAAAUAGGAGGGAAUUGGGCUCAACUGAUCAUCGAAGCAAUCGGGUUCAUGGGUGCUUCUACUGCAUUUGACAUCCUAUAUGUUUAUUGUGUAGCUUUUCCCACAAAUGUGAGGAACUUCUCCGUUUCGAUGUUGAGACAAGCUUUGAUGUUGGGGGCUUCAAUGGCGCCAUUGGUGGUAGUGUUGGGACGUUUGAGUCCGUCACUAUCGUUUCUGGUAUUUGGUUUGUUAUCGAUCAGUAGUGGGUUGAUGAGCUUGUGGCUUCCUGAGACUAGAAAUGCUCCGUUGUAUGAGACCCUGGAACAGCAAGAACAGAACGAGAAGCUUAAUUGGGUACCUGAAGAUUCUGGUUUGGAACUUGGAAUAUGAUUGAAAGAAAAUCUUAAGAA
Messenger RNA from Neltuma alba, 1726 nucleotides. RefSeq names its product organic cation/carnitine transporter 1-like. Gene Ontology annotation, cellular component: membrane. Gene Ontology annotation, biological process: transmembrane transport. Lineage: Eukaryota; Viridiplantae; Streptophyta; Magnoliopsida; Fabales; Fabaceae. The record is from RefSeq and is a predicted model, not a curated record. Gene Ontology annotation, molecular function: transmembrane transporter activity.